Messenger RNA from Jatropha curcas, 885 nucleotides. RefSeq names its product Adenine nucleotide alpha hydrolases-like superfamily protein. Lineage: Eukaryota; Viridiplantae; Streptophyta; Magnoliopsida; Malpighiales; Euphorbiaceae. The record is from RefSeq and is a predicted model, not a curated record.
CUCAGUGUUCAUUUCUCUUGUUUUUCCUUUAAUCCUUGAAAACACUGAGAAAACAAAAUUCAAACGCAAUCACAUUCUCUCUUUUGUUCAAUUAAUUAAUAAUCGCUUACACGCAAUACUUUCGCUGUUUGGUUUCUCUUUUCCCUAAUAAGAAGCCAUACAUACAAUAGAUACCUUCUCCAAAGUAACAAAGUAAAGGGAAAGAAGAGAGAGAGAGAGAGAGAAGAAAGAAAAUGCCAGGCGAUAGAAAGAUCGGUGUGGCCAUGGAUUUUUCGCCCAGCAGCAAGAAAGCUCUAAAAUGGGCCAUCGAUAACUUGGCUGAUAGAAAAGAUACUCUUUACCUAAUCCAUGUCAAUCCAAAUUCUCUUGACGAGUCUCACCAACUCUGGGCCAAGUCUGGUUCUCCUCUUAUUCCAUUGGCUCAGUUUAGAGAGCCGGAGACUCUGAAAAGUUAUGAUGUGAAGAUUGAUAUCGAUGUUCUUGAUAUGCUCGACACUAUUUCCAGGCAGAAAGAGGUAAAUGUAAUUACAAAAUUGUACUGGGGAGGAGACGCCAGAGAUAAGCUGCUGGAUGCAAUUGAUGAUCUGAAACUCGACUCUUUGGUUAUGGGGAGCAGAGGACUUGGCACUGUUAAAAGGAUACUGCUGGGAAGCGUAAGCACAUUUGUGAUGACACAUGCAACAUGCCCUGUGACGGUUGUGAAGGAUCUAGACAACCAAAACUGAGAACAAUUUUCUGAAAUGGGGUUCAUAUAUUUUUAUUAAUUUUGUACUUCCAUGAUGGAGAUGUAUUUGUUAUUAGACUUCCUUCUUUUAUCUCUAAUAUUUAAAAUAAAAUGUGUUUCUAGAACAAAAUAGAAUUAAUAUAUCAUCUUUUAUUGCUUGA